Molecule: messenger RNA, 967 nt
Organism: Oryza sativa Japonica Group (Japanese rice)
Lineage: Eukaryota; Viridiplantae; Streptophyta; Magnoliopsida; Poales; Poaceae
Biological process (GO): biosynthetic process
Cellular component (GO): cytoplasm
Source: RefSeq, a predicted model, not a curated record
GCGGACGGCGCGGAUGGGCGGCGGAGCAGGCCGGCUCGCUCAAGUCCAAGCGUCCAACCCCAUCGCAUCGCCAUCUCCAACGACGCGCAGCCACGAUCGCUCGCUCGUUGGGUCGGUGACGUCGGUCGCUGCCCCGGCGCGUCCAGGUUCGCCUGCGCCGCCGUCUUCUCUCUUCUAAAAAGAAAAAAACGCACCCCGCGCGCUCGAGUCCACGCUCCCAUCGCCCUCCGCCUCGCCUCGCUGCAAAUCUCACCACUCGCCACCACCUCCACUUCGCCGCCGGCGCCUCACCACGCGCAGACGGACGGGGUAGAUAGCCAUGGCUGGCUCCAAGCAGCGGGUCGUCGCCGUCAUCAUGGUCGGCGGGCCGACCAAAGGGACAAGGUUCCGGCUGCUGUCGCUGAACGUGCCCAAGCCGCUGUUCCCGCUCGCUGGCCAGCCCAUGGUGCACCACCCAAUCUCCGCGUGCCGCCGCAUCCCCAACCUGGCGCAGAUAUACCUCGUCGGGUUCUACGAGGAGCGGGAGUUCGCGCUCUACGUCUCCUCGAUCUCCAACGAGCUCAGGGUCCCCGUCAGGUUAGCCUCGCGAUGAGGACGGCGAGGAGAGGGAGAGCCGAGAGGGGGAAGGAAACCACGAGGAGGAGGACUUCCUUGUCGGGUCCGCCCGGGGCGCCGCCGCCUUCUUCUCUGACGCAGUGCUCGCUGCUGGGGAGCCCCCCGGAACCCGACGCCAUUGACGCCGCCAUCCGUGUCACCGCCGCCGACCACCCGGAUGCCCUCCUCUCGCCGCCGCUCCCUCCUCUCUCGCCGCCGACGAGAAGGGCGGCGGAUGGCUAGGCGAGCGGCGCAAGAGAGAGAUGGCCGCCGCCGCCCCGCGCGUGCCGUCGCCCGCCGCCAGCCAUGCGCUGUCCGUCGCCGUGCCUCCUGCCGCCGCUGCGCUGUCCGUCGCCGUGCCGCCCGCCGUCGC